Molecule: messenger RNA, 2755 nt
Organism: Folsomia candida
Lineage: Eukaryota; Metazoa; Arthropoda; Collembola; Entomobryomorpha; Isotomidae
Exons: 7
Coding region: 9-956 (315 amino acids)
Source: RefSeq, a predicted model, not a curated record
UCUAGCUCAUGGCAAUUUUGCUGAUGGGGGAUCCAAACGAUUACCGAAAACCGCAUAUGACUCUUAUGCAUGCCCCAUCGUUGGAGUUAAUCGUUCAGGAUGACUCGUCUACUCCAGUAAUAGAUUUAAAGGAGACAGAGAAUAAAAUUAAUGCCACGUCAAUGUUUAUUUUUGGAGAUGAUACUGAAUGCAUCCUUGUGAAAGGGAAGAAAAAAACUCAAAUACGGAUCAGAACUGGCGCCCUGAAUGUCAAAGACCAUAUACCGGAUGAAGUAGAAAAGAAUGACCCGGGCUAUUUAGGGUACGAGGGUACGUUCUGUAAAUUAUCGUAUCCCCACAUCAACACUAAUCUCGACCUGGUUGAGGGAGCCUCGACGCCACCAAAAGUUGAAGACCAACAAGCUCGAGUCUCAUAUGCACUUGAAGCCCUCGCCGUAAGAAAUGGAGAAGACGCUGUUGUUUCAAGAUGUGAAAACCCUGAUAAUUACACAAAUUAUACUAAAAAGCUCGUUACGGAGCGUAAAGAACAAAUAGUAAAUUUUACAACAAAGGGUGAUGAGAAAGAAUUACUUGAUCCGGAUCUGCUGCUCUAUUUUAAUAAAUCUGGACGACUUCCUGAAGCAGAUCCAGUGGGCCGUGGGUACACAACGGUGAACAAGGAUGUCUACCCACCAACCACAGACCCAUGCGUGGAUUGGACUGUAACAUUGAUCUGCUACGACCUCCCAUCCCCUCCUGGGCCACCCCCAAAAUGUCCACAGCCACCGGUAGAGGAAAAGUGUGAAAAAUUGAACAAUUGUUCUGCAUGUGACGCAGAACAAAUUGAGAGAGUCGUAAAAAUUCAUAAACUCAAUGUGGAGGCAGAGAGGACAAAUCCAGACCCAGCCAUACCACAGAAGGAUAAAGACGAUGCGAGUGCUUUAAUUAUUAUACCUUUGAAUAAUAUAGUAAGUUAAUAAGCUUGUUGAAACCAAUCUUUCAGAAAGCACAAAAAGAGAGGGAGAAAGUAUUACUAGCAAAACUUUUACUUUGUCGCCGAAACGGUUGGACGCGAAAGUCGAAUCUUACUGAAGUCUACAACUUGGCAAAAACGGCUUGGGAAGAAUUGGAGAAAAACAUGGAAGAUGUACAUAUAGCCAUAAUUUCAAGUUCUUAAAUUGCACUUUUAUUGAGGUUCAACUUAGGAUUAGUAAUAAUUUGUACAUUUCAGUAUUACAUAACAUGUAUGUAAUCAGGUAUCUUAUCUACUCGUAGAGUGUGUGCAUGUGUAUAUGUAUUUAGUUGCUGAGCAAGAGGGGCGCAAACUCUACGGGAGAUUAUUAUCAAGAGUGGCAGAAAGUAGCUGCCGGCGUCGCCAAGGCAGAAACACUUCGAAAUAAACUAGAAAACGAGAUUUGGCACACAAAUCAGACAUAUCGCGAUCUUAUAGCUGCCGUAAAGAUAGCUGCAUCUGGCGGAGACCCAAAAUGUGCAGAUAUGUCUACCCCCUUAAAAUCCGACUAUCUUGUUAUAAAGCGGGACAAGAAGGAAGAUUACAUACACCUCCCACCGAAACAGUCUAGUAAAGAUACUGACCUCACUCUUUAUCCGUCUGAUGUUCCUGCAGCUAUGGAUAAAACUUGUGGCAUGUUUCCAAAACGAAAAGAGGCCUGUAUUAACUCGAAACCUGAAACCAAGCGAGCAUGUCAACUCCUCAAAGCACGGAUGGCUAAUUGGAACGUGUGCGACAACGCUACAACGCCAAAUUGUUCUAUACAAGAUUGGAAACCUGUCGACUCGUGGAGGGGAAUUGUUCUCCAGUUGCUGGCGGACAUAUUUUCCAUGGCCUGCAGUCCAAUGAUCAAGGCACAUUUUGCGUUAAACAUAAAUCGAGUUAUUAAGGGAUAUCUCAUCGAUUUUGUGAAAGACACUCUUCCAUAUGAUAAAGUCCUCUUGCCUGGAAACUGCACCACACCCGGAGCAGCUUGCCCUCAACGAUUGGCCGAAUGUGUUCCACAAGAUGGACCUCCCGUGGUCACCUGUACAGUAACGCCGUUGCCAGAAAAGCGUCCUUUUUGGGACGAAAUUAUCCAAGUUUUGGAGGAGUGCAAAAGACGAGAUCCAAAACAUUUUCAACUCAAGUUUAAGCGAAUAAUGGCCGAUCAUUCGAACUAUUUUGUGUUUCUAAAGCAAGAUCACGUAAAUGGUACUUCUGAAGUGGAACUGGUUUAUAAUGUUGAACAAGCAGACCAAGAAUUUUCCUUCAAUUAUGCGAUUGAUUCAUUGUGGCGGAUAUUUGCCACUGUUCUGGGAAUAUGCAUGCCUCAUUAUGAGACCAAGAUUCCACUGAUCACAUCGAAAUUUUAUGCGCAUUUCUCCCAAGACUUUCUUUCCGUAUUGGUCCGUGAAUGGACGAGUGCUAGAGACAAUCCUGUUUUCGGUAGGAUAUUUGGAGAAUAUUAUGAAAAGCUGGCCGAUUUUUGGAGUGUAAAUUGCAUGGAGGCUAGUUUCAUGAACGAAGUCAAAUGGAGACCACCUAGGAAAUUAAUGGUUAAUGGGGGUUCACAGCUGAAUUAUUUCAUUGCUGGCCCACUUGCUGGAACGUAUGGAAAUUAUAAUUGAAAGAUAAUAAAGCUCGUUCUCAGUGAACGAUUAUAUUUUUAAAAUACGUCGAUUUACAUAUUUUCAAUGAAUUCAGAAGUGCAUGCUGACUGAAGACGAGCCAACAUACUUAUUUCACGAAAAUAAACACAACGUUAUGUACAUACGUACAGAA